This is a messenger RNA of Cryptosporidium muris RN66, 1557 nucleotides long. RefSeq names its product asparaginyl-tRNA synthetase family protein. Gene Ontology annotation, cellular component: mitochondrion. The record is from RefSeq and is a predicted model, not a curated record. Gene Ontology annotation, biological process: asparaginyl-tRNA aminoacylation. Bases 1 to 1557 code for a protein of 518 amino acids. NCBI's taxonomy places the organism in Eukaryota, Apicomplexa, Conoidasida, Eucoccidiorida, Cryptosporidiidae. Gene Ontology annotation, molecular function: ATP binding; asparagine-tRNA ligase activity; nucleic acid binding. The transcript has a single exon.
AUGUAUAGAGAACAUAUUCAUAUAGAAGCUAUUGUAAAAAACGUAAGUAAGUAUUCCCUAUCUGGUAGGCUUAGAAUUGCCUCUAUAUUGGAUACUAAUGAUAAAGGGGUAUCUUAUAUUGGCCAGCGUGUAACUAUUAGUGGAUGGUCAAGAACUGUGAGGAAACAAUGUUCAGAUACAUUAGUAUUUGUAGUUUUAAAUGAUGGUUCUACAUCAAGAAAUAUACAAGUUGUAGUAGAACAAUCAGCAUCAGGUUUUAGAGAUGCUUUAAAAAGUAGUGUAGGUUGUUCUUAUAGAAUUACUGGUUGUAUUGUUAAAUCACCAGCUAAAGAACAAGAAGUGGAACUUUUAGUUAGUGAUUCGAAGGAAGAUGAAAUAAAAGUAUUAGGUUUUUGUGAUCCUUCAAAAUAUCCAUUAGCUAAGAAGCAUCAUUCUAAAGAAUUUUUACGUGAAAUACCUCAUUUACGUCCAAGAACCCAAUUUUUUAGUUCUGUUACACGUAUUAGAAAUACCCUUUCUAUUGCGAUUCAUGAUUAUUUCCAGUAUUUAGGUUUUUAUUAUAUACAAACUCCUAUUAUAACAUCUGCAGAUUGUGAAGGAGCUGGCGAAAUGUUUCAAGUUACUACCUUAUUACCUCACAGUAAUAUAAUAUCUGAUAUUCCAACAAAGAAGACUGGAAAUUUAAGUACUAAAAUAAAUCCAGAAUCUACAGAUAAUCAUGAUAAAUUAGAUAAUAUGAUUGAUUAUAAUAGAGAUUUUUUUGAAGUUCCAACUUACUUAACUGUUUCUGGACAAUUAAAUGUUGAGAAUUUCUCAUGUUCAAUGUCAGAUGUAUAUACUUUUGGGCCAACUUUUCGUGCUGAAAAUUCACAUACAGGAAGACAUUUAGCUGAAUUUUGGAUGAUAGAACCUGAAAUGGCAUUUGCUGAUUUACUAGAUGAUAUGAAUUUAGGUGAAGGUCUAUUAAAAUAUUGUGUAGAAGCUGUAUUAAAGAAUAAUGAGGUAGAUUUGCAAUAUUUAGAUGCAAAUAUCGAAAAAGGUUUAAUAAAUAGAUUAAAACAAGUAGUAAGUGAGGAAUUUGCUCGUAUUAGUUAUACUGAAGCUAUUGAGAUGCUUAAACCUUAUAAUAAUAAAUUUACAGUCCCUGUUGAGUGGGGUAUGGAUUUAGGAUCUGAACAUGAGAAGUAUAUAACAGAUGUAUUAUUAAAGAAACCAUGUAUACUUUAUAAUUAUCCAAAAGAUAUUAAAGCAUUUUAUAUGAAGCAGAAUGAUGAUGGACUUACUGUAGCAGCUAUGGAUAUUUUAGUCCCAAAGAUUGGAGAAGUUAUUGGUGGAUCUCAAAGAGAAGAUGAUAUAGAGAAGUUAAAAAGUGCAAUUAUUGAGAAGGGAAUGGAAUUAGAACCAUAUUGGUGGUACAAUGAAUUAAGAUUAUAUGGCUCUGUACCUCAUGCAGGAUUUGGACUUGGUUUUGAAAGGCUUGUAAUGAUGGUUACUGGAAUUGAUAAUGUACGUGACGUAAUUCCUUUCCCUAGAUAUCCUGGUCAUUGUACUUUUUAA